This is a messenger RNA of Recurvomyces mirabilis, 444 nucleotides long. RefSeq lists its product as uncharacterized. NCBI's taxonomy places the organism in Eukaryota, Fungi, Ascomycota, Dothideomycetes, Mycosphaerellales, Teratosphaeriaceae. The transcript is spliced from 2 exons. The record is from RefSeq and is a predicted model, not a curated record. Bases 1 to 444 code for a protein of 147 amino acids.
AUGGCGUCGCCAAUAUUCACUACGGGACGCGCCAUAGUCACUGCUGGAAAUCUGAUGUACGCUGUUGGAGCAUUCAUAGCAGACUUUAACAAGACGCACGUGUACAACCCGACAUGGCCUCCGCACGCAAGGUUCCAUAAUGGACAGACGAUGAGCCUUGGUGUCCUUCUGGCAAGCAUGAGCUUGUACUUCGCGUAUCGGCCAGCCUUGGACAAGAAGCUAUCGUCUACAGCUGCACGGGAGAGCAUGCUCUGGAGCACAAUCAUUGGAAGCUUCUACAGCCUUGCUGGCUUGUCUGCUAUCUUCUAUCCUGGCACGGACUGGUACGAUCCGCCACUCACCAAGGAUCCUGGUCAAAGGUGGCUGUUCAGCGGCAUCGUGGUGGCGAUGGGUGCCGGCUAUGCCUUGGAGUCUAGCCGACUGGGCAAAGCCAAGACGAGGUAG